AUGGAAAUACCCAACCAGCUCGUUCGACUCGGUGCCAAACGGGUCAGCGGUGCCAAAUAUGAUUUCAUCUGGAUGAAUGGCUCGCCGAUGGACUUCAAGAAGUUCAACGACUAUUACAUGGACAACUCGAACGGAAAUGAAAAUUGCUUGGAUAUGUCGCACGGAGAUACCUGGAACGACAUCCCCUGCCACAUGCCCGAGCUGGUCGUGUGCCAGAAGAAAGCCACUCACGUAUCGUCCGGGAAA
Messenger RNA from Mesorhabditis spiculigera, 246 nucleotides. NCBI's taxonomy places the organism in Eukaryota, Metazoa, Nematoda, Chromadorea, Rhabditida, Rhabditidae. The record is from the annotation of a GenBank genome assembly.